AUGUAUUUAUGGCAAGCACAUAAUAUUGUGAAUGCACGUUUGCGCGGUCGUGAUACGGAAGAUCCGGAAUUUCCGAAACGCCAAUUCCCAGCUGAUUUCCUCUGUGCUAGUUGCCGGCAAGAAGGACAUUUUAAUUUGAACGAAGUGAAACACUUCUUGUUACUUUACUAUUCUGCCAUCAAACCAUAUCAGCAACAGCAGGAGCAGCAGCAGCAACAGAAACCGGAACAACAGCUGCAAUUCUAA
Gongylonema pulchrum is the source of this 246-nucleotide messenger RNA. The record is from the annotation of a GenBank genome assembly. Lineage: Eukaryota; Metazoa; Nematoda; Chromadorea; Rhabditida; Gongylonematidae.